Pangasianodon hypophthalmus (striped catfish) is the source of this 2602-nucleotide messenger RNA. RefSeq names its product RAD21 cohesin complex component like 1 (gene rad21l1). Gene Ontology annotation, biological process: mitotic sister chromatid cohesion; synaptonemal complex assembly; replication-born double-strand break repair via sister chromatid exchange. The transcript is spliced from 14 exons. The coding region runs from base 434 to 2074 and encodes 546 amino acids. The record is from RefSeq and is a predicted model, not a curated record. Gene Ontology annotation, cellular component: cohesin complex; synaptonemal complex. Lineage: Eukaryota; Metazoa; Chordata; Actinopteri; Siluriformes; Pangasiidae. Gene Ontology annotation, molecular function: chromatin binding; protein binding.
UUACAGAGCAGUUCCACUAAUUUGUGCAUCACCACUACUGAACAUUUUAUCAUACUGUAAUUUACAGAACAGCGGCCAUUAAAAUAAAGCAGGACCAUCACUUCACGUCACUUCAAGGUUUUAAUAAAGAGCUAACAGAAAGCAAGUAACGUUAGAUGAAGAUAAAAUAACUGAAUUUUGAUUUUUUUUCUUUCAUUCCAUACCAGUUUAACUUUUUAAUAAUAGUUUUAAUCUCAUGUUCAGGGCUCGUGAACAUGAACUAUCAAAAUUGGCGGGAUGCGCGAGCUUUUUUUUUUUCAUUUCCGAGGCAGCUUUAAUAUCAACCUGUCAAUAAAAUAACUUUUAGGAAAAUAUACACAAACUUCAAAGGUGUCUUAUCUGGAUUAGAGAAUAGCUGGGACUGAGAACGCUGACUGAAUGAAAACUACUGAAGAUGGUCUUCUUCACACAACUCUUCACCUCUAAACGUGGACCCCUGGCCAGGAUCUGGCUUGCAGCCCACUGGGAAAAGAAGAUAACCAAAGCCCAUGUGUUUGAAUGUAACCUAGAGGCGACGAUAGAGGAUAUUAUUUCUCCUCAGAUAAAGAUUGGGCUGCGGACUUCAGGUCACCUGCUCUUGGGCGUGGUGCGGAUCUACUCUAGGAAAGCCAAGUAUCUCCUUGCAGACUGCAGUGAUGCUGUGGUUAAAAUCAAAGUGGCUUUCCGACCAGGACAGUUGGAUCUGCCUGAGGAAGGGAUGGAAGCCAUGGUUAAAGCCAUUACACUGCCUGAGGACUUCGCUGACUUCGAGUCACAGCUGCCUGAUCUCAACACUAUUGAUGUGGUAGAUCACUUCUCACUGAACCAGAGCCGCACAGAGGAAAUCACUCUGAAGGAAAACUUUGGAAACAGUUUUCUCUCCAUGGACGACUUGGGAGAUGAAACCCAGUCUCAUCAGGGACUAUUUGAUACAAGUUUCCAAAGUCUCGCUGCAAAUGGUGAUGGAUUUGGUGAUGAGGGCAUGGCUUUUGAUCUUGUUGAUUUAAUAGCAAAUGCUAAUGAGAAUGCGCUGCUGACUGGUUCCUAUGGUGAUUCCAAGGUCCCUGCGACACCCCCACCAACUGCUAUUAAUCCUACAGCUCCAGAGUCUUCCAUAGCUACUUCAGAGGCCUUGCCAGAGACUCCCACACUGAAUGAGACCACACUGCUGGAGAAUGCAGAGGAAGGCUUUGCCCUUGAACCUGUGGCUGUUACACCAUCUUCAGAGAGGAAGAAAGGGAGCAGGAAAAGGAAGCUGGUGGUAGAUCAGUCUAAGGAGCUUUCUAAUGAAGCCAUCAAAGCCCAGCUAGCCGACUACUCUGACCUUCUGACCCCACUUGACAUAGCUCCACCCACACGAAAACUCAUGGACUGGAAGGAAAAUGGAGGCGUGGAUUAUCUAUUUUCACAUUUCUGCACUCCUGUCAUGGACAACGACUUGCAGAAGCUCUUCCCUAGAGAUGUGUUAGCUGGGAAAAUGGGGCCAAACAGCAAAGCUGAAGAUGAAAGUGACCCCAAGGAGACAAGGGAGCAGGCGAGAGAGGCUGAGAGUGAGAGCACUGCUGUGCCUAUGAUGGAGGAGAUGAGCUUACUGCAAGAGACUGUGGAGCAAAACAGAGCAGCAGAGUCAUCCAGCUUUAUCGAACCAUCUUUCAUACAUACAGAGCCUCCAGAAUCCAAUGAAAGCAGGCUGGAGGUGUCGCAUCCAGAGCCACUCUCUGAGGAGUCAAUGCUGGUCCAUCCAUCUGGAGUGAACAGUGAAACACCACAAAUGCACACGCAGACACAACACUCUGCCCUGAACAGCCAGAACAUGGAGGAGAAGAGAAUGACUAGUCGAGCACAGAACCUCCUCCAGGCCAUCAGAAAGCAGAACAGCAGCCCUGAUGCCACAUUCAGCCUUCAUGAAAUGUGUGAGAAUUGCAGUCGAUCCAAUGCAGCGGCCAUGUUCUUCUGUCUGCUGGUGCUGAAGAAACAGCGGGCCAUAGGCUUGCACCAGAGGGCCCCCUACAGUGAUAUUAUCAUCACUCCUGGUCCACUUUUUCAGAAGCUCUAGGACAGAGAGAUUAAAGAAGAGCCCCUUGUGCCACUUUGUCUGCCUGAGUAUUUUAAGGAGCUGGAAUUUUAAGGAGCAAAUUAACGGGUCAGUUAAAAAGCAUAAAGCAGAAAGUGCUCGCCGUUUUAAGAAAAGCACUUGCACUGUUUCUCACACUUCUGCCAUCCAGUCUGAUCUCUGACUUGCAGAACAUAAUUGACUAGAAUCUUCCUGACACAAAACAAAAUGGACACAUUUUGUUCACAGGUUUUGAGUUUCAGUACGUUUAGUGGAUUAAGUAUCCAAAAAGUAAGUCACACACAGUUGUUUGUGUGUGUGAGUGUUUGUGUGGGUUGUGACCAGUUAAAAGUUGGGUUUGUUCUGUCAGGUUGCUUCUGACCUGUAGUUCUGGGUUAUAUUCCACAUCCUUGUUUUGUUUAUCUAUGUAAUCUAAUGUUCUUAUUUUAAGGAAACCAAGUUCACUUUUUUUGUAUGGUUAUUUCAUAUAUUUAUGAUGUGUGUAAAUGUAAAUUUGGCAGUAUUGUUUGA